UAAGAAACGAAACCCUAAAAGGAUCAUUUGGACAAUAAGCGGCGCAUCUGAAUCCAAAACGAACAAAAAUGACGACCGAGAAAACGAGCAAGUUCCGAUGGGGGGAGAUGGACGAAGACGACGAUCUGGAUUUCCUCCUCCCUCCCAAGCAAGUGAUUGGCCCAGACGAGAACGGUUUGAAGACGACGAUCGAGUACAAGUUCAACGAAGAAGGCAACAAGGUCAAGAUCACGACCAGGUCACGUGUCCGUAAGCUAGCUUCCGCGAGGCUCAACAAACGGGCCAUGGAGAGGAGGAGCUGGCCUAAGUUCGGAGACGCGGCGAAUGAGGACGCUGGUAGCCGUCUCACCAUGGUUUCUACCGAAGAGAUUCUUAUGGAACGACCUAGAGCUCCUGGUACCAAAGCAGAUGAUUCAAAGGCAGCAGGAGACAGCUUAUCUCAGCUUACUAAAGGUGGUGCAGUCCUCAUGGUUUGCAGGACAUGCGGCAAGAAAGGUGAUCACUGGACAUCCAAAUGCCCUUACAAGGAUCUAGCUGCACCAACCGAUGUCUUUGUCGACAAGCCACCUACAGGAGAAACAUCUGCCGUAUCCGCUGUACCUGGAUCUGGCAAGGCCGCUUAUGUCCCGCCUAGCAUGAGAGCAGGUGCGGACAGAAGCGCUGGUGGUUCAGACAUGAGGAGGAGGAACGAUGAGAACUCUGUGCGUGUGACUAACUUGUCUGAAGACACCCGUGAACCAGAUUUGAUGGAGCUCUUCCAUCCUUUUGGAGCUGUCACUCGUGUCUAUGUGGCGAUUGAUCAGAAAACUGGAGUGAGCAGAGGGUUUGGUUUCGUCAAUUUCGUGAGCAGAGAAGACGCUCAACGAGCCAUUAACAAACUGAAUGGUUAUGGUUAUGAUAACCUCAUCCUCAGGGUUGAAUGGGCCACUCCAAGACCCACCUAGAGAAUGUCUCGAGUCUUUCAAAAACUCGUUCUCGUUUUCAGUCUGUUCUGCUAUGGCUUCUUGUGUUAUCAACCGAUUUUGUUGGUUUGGUUCGGAUUAUAUGAGAAAACUUCUUUAAUACAUGCAUGUUUAAAAUAGUUGUUAACGAUUUCC
Eruca vesicaria subsp. sativa (arugula) is the source of this 1097-nucleotide messenger RNA. The record is from the annotation of a GenBank genome assembly. NCBI's taxonomy places the organism in Eukaryota, Viridiplantae, Streptophyta, Magnoliopsida, Brassicales, Brassicaceae.